AUGAGGAGGGGCUCGGAAGGCAGCGGGGAGGGCGAGGGGCUCUCGAGCCUGCGGGCGUUCGCCCACAGCUCCUCGCUGCACGGCAUCAGCCACGUCUUCGCCUACGGGGCCGUGUCCCUGCGCCGCGUGCUCUGGGGCGGCUUUUUCCUGGGCUCGCUGGGGCUGCUGCUGCUCGUGUGCGCCGAGCGCGUCGCCUACUUCCUCACCUACCCGCACGUCACCAAGCUGGACGAGGUGGCUGCCCGCAACCUCACCUUCCCGGCCAUCACCAUCUGCAACCUCAACGAGUUCCGCUUCUCCAAAAUCACCCGCAACGACAUGUACCACGUGGGCGAGCUGCUGGCGCUGCUCAACGAGCGCUACGAGAUCAGCAACCCGCAGCUGGCCGAGCCCCACGUCCUGGCCGCGCUGCGCGACAAGGCUAACUUCAAGAACUUCAAGGCGAAGCCCUUCAGCAUGGCCGAGUUCUACAACCGCACGGGCCACGACCUGGCCGACAUGCUGCUGCAGUGCUCCUUCCGCGGCACCGGCUGCACUGCCCGCAACUUCACCGUGAUCUUCACCCGCCUGGGGAAGUGCUACACGUUCAACCCAGGGGGGCCGGGCCGGGAGGUGCUGACCACGCUGCAGGGCGGCUCCGGCAACGGCCUGGAGCUCAUGCUCAACGUGCAGCAGGAGGAGUACCUACCCGUCUGGGGGGACACAGAUGAGACCUCGUUUGAGGUGGGGGUGAAGGUGCAGAUCCACAGCCAGGACGAGCCUCCUUUCAUUGACCAGCUGGGCUUCGGCGUCGCCCCUGGCUUCCAGACCUUCGUCUCCUGCCAGCAGCAGCGGCUGGUGUACCUGCCCCCGCCGUGGGGGGACUGCAAGGCCACCCCCAUCGAGUCCGACUUCUUCACCAACUACAGCCUGACGGCGUGCCGCCUGGACUGCGAGACGCGCUACCUGGCCGAGAACUGCAACUGCCGCAUGGUGCACAUGCCGGGCAAUGCCAACGUCUGCACCCCGGAGCAGUACAAGGAGUGCGCCGACCCCGCGCUGGACUUCCUGGUGACGAAGGACAGCGAGUACUGCGCGUGCCGCACGCCCUGCGCCAUGGUGCGCUACGGCAAGGAGCUCUCCAUGGUCAAGAUCCCCAGCAAGGCCUCGGCCAAGUACCUGGCCAAGAAGUUCAACAAGACGGAGCAGUACAUUGCGGACAAUGUGCUGGUCCUGGACAUCUUCUUCGAGGCACUCAACUACGAGAUGAUCGAGCAGAAGAAGGCGUACGAGGUGGCGGGGCUGCUGGGUGACAUCGGGGGGCAGAUGGGGCUCUUCAUUGGCGCCAGCCUCCUCACCAUCCUGGAGAUCUUUGAUUACCUGUACGAGGUGUUCCGGGACAAACUCCUCAGCCUGUACAAGGAGAAGAAGCGGAGCCCCCGGAGCGACGGCGGCACCCUGGAGCACCCGGCGGUCCCGGGCAGCCCCACGGCCCCGCGCCCACCCAGGGCGCCUGGCCCCCCCUGCCCGGCCCCGCGCCCCGUCUCGGCGUCGCCCCGAACCUGCUACCUCGUCACCCGGCUCUAG
Messenger RNA from Agelaius phoeniceus (red-winged blackbird), 1566 nucleotides. RefSeq names its product acid sensing ion channel subunit 3 (gene ASIC3). Gene Ontology annotation, cellular component: plasma membrane. Gene Ontology annotation, molecular function: ligand-gated sodium channel activity. The record is from RefSeq and is a predicted model, not a curated record. NCBI's taxonomy places the organism in Eukaryota, Metazoa, Chordata, Aves, Passeriformes, Icteridae. Gene Ontology annotation, biological process: sodium ion transmembrane transport.